AUGGAUUUAAUGGGGUUGAUGCCGCAAGGAAAAGAGCACGAGGACCGCGAGCCGAUCAUCAAGCACGAAUGUCGACAAAAAGCCGAGGAGGACGAAGUCGAGGCCUUCAUCAAAGGCGACGGCUGGUGCGCUCGAUUGGAACGAUGGUCAGCCCGUCAGCGCAUCCUCGUUAAAAAUCACUACUACUCGCAGACCUGUCUCAAGAGCAAAAUGGCCAUCAGGAACGAGAUAAUGCGCCACUUGCGGCAGCAUCCCCGCAUGAUACAUCCCUUCAGCAGCUUCAGGAUCUUUUGGGAGCUGAUAAUGACCAUUACGGGCUUGGCGACUCUCGUUCUCGUGCCCUUCGUCAACACCUUCCUCUUCCAAAACGAGGUCUACAGUCUGCCCUACAUGUGCAUCGUAUCGCUCAUGUUGAUGAUUGACGUUGUCUUGACCUUUCUAACGGGAAUAUACGACAAACGCACCAAAAGCGUCGAUCUCAAUCCCAAGGUCGUUUCCUGGGAUUACGUGAAAGGAUUUUUCAUCCUCGACGUUUUGGCGGCCUUACCUUACAAUCUCAUUGAUUAUUUAGUGAAUUUUAACGAAGACAUCGAUUGGUACGUGGCCAUUUGGAACUUCAUGCAUAUAUUGCGACUAAGAAACACCAUUAAUUAUAUUCAUAAAUUCCACAAGGCUUACUACUUAUCCUUUCGGACCAUGAAGAUUGUACAAAUAAUAAUAGUAUUAUGCAUCGGUGUUCAUUGGUGUGCCUGUCUGGUUUAUUACGUUCCUCUACUCUUACAAGAGAACGGAAAACUUGAAAAGUAAAAGCUUAAAUCAUGGAAUCGCACUUGCAGCACAUCGUGGAUAUUGAGCGACGACUUUGAACGAUGCAAAACCAAAACGGCGCAGUACAUACUCUGCAUGAAUCGAGGUGUUACGUUUCUCGUGAGCUCGGCGCACUUCAUCGACAUCAAGAGCGCCGACGACAUCAUCAUGAACUUCACCAUGUCGAUCCUCGGAAAAAUAUUUUUCAUCUAUUUGCUAUGUUAAGUGCGUCAAGUAAUGUUGAUAUUCAGUGCGUCGAACAAAGAGAACGUUCGGCUGCUGCAGCAACUUCACGACUACAUGCACUACAAGGAACUGCCUAGAGUCACGCAAAAGAAGCUCAUCGUUUACUGCACUUAUUGGCUUAAAAAAAAUUGCUAUCGAGACAAGCACAUCUUGGCGCAGAUAUCCGAGCCACUUCGCGAGGAGCUAAAUCUGCACAAUUACACGAAACUGCUCGAGACGGUGGAUCUUUUGCGUGAACUGCCGAGAGCCGCCGUCGAGUCCUUGGUGGAUCACGUAAAAGUCCAGAUCUACUUGGCCGGUCAAGAGAUCGUGAGCGCCGGUACUCAGGGCGAGGACCUGUUCUUCAUUCACUCGGGCACCGUAGCGGUCUACACGAGCCUCGGCAAAGAAAUGUGCCACAUGGACGACGGGGCCUACUUCAGCGACGUCUGCCUCGUGCUGGAUCACGAGCAGCGCAUCGCCAGCGUCAAGGCCAUCGAGACCUGCGAGAUGUUCAUCGUGCCUCGCGAGCGAUUUCGUCAGAUCGUCGUCAGGUAUCCGAAUUUGAUGGGUCGCUUGCAAAAGAUCGCCAUUAAAAAGCUCGAUCGAGUGAUGGUCAUGGACGAAAUUUAUAUCGCUGAAGAUCCUAAUCCAAAGUAUUUUAACAUCAGUAUUUUGAUGGGUGACAAAGUUUGA
Molecule: messenger RNA, 1728 nt
Organism: Trichogramma pretiosum
Lineage: Eukaryota; Metazoa; Arthropoda; Insecta; Hymenoptera; Trichogrammatidae
Product: potassium/sodium hyperpolarization-activated cyclic nucleotide-gated channel 1-like
Exons: 8
Source: RefSeq, a predicted model, not a curated record